GUAAUCUUAUCCACAUGAACAACACGAGGUGUGUCGUUCAGAGACUCAGACACACAGUGGAACUCGUCGAUUAUCGAAACCCUAACCCCAAUUGCAGCUAAAAUGGGAUCCAUUGGGGUACUCUUGGUGGCUCAGACGAUGCCAUAUCUUGAACAAGAACUCGACAAGCGCUACAAACUCUUCCGAAUUUGGGAUUUCCCGCAAAAGGCGCAGCUCAUAAGCCAGCAUGCCGCCUCCAUCCGCGCCGUGGUCGGCAACUCGAGCGGCGGCGCCGACGCGGAGCUGAUCGAGGCUCUGCCGAAGCUGGAGAUCGUGUCGAGUUUUAGCGUUGGCGUGGACAAGAUAGACUUGGAGAAGUGCAAGGAGAAGGGGAUUCGAGUGACCAACACACCCGACGUGUUGACCGAGGAAGUGGCCGACUUAACCAUCGGGUUGAUACUUGCGCUCCUUAGGAGAAUCUGCGAGUGCGAUCGCUACGUCAGAAGCGGGAAAUGGAAGCAAGGUGACUACAAGUUGACCACUAAGUUCUCUGGGAAAACUGUUGGCAUUAUUGGGCUUGGAAGGAUUGGCACAGCAAUUGCCAAGAGAGCUGAAGGAUUUAACUGUCCAAUAUGUUACUACACUAGAACUGAAAAGCGAGAGUCAAAGUACAAGUACUAUCCAAGUGUUGUUGAGUUAGCAUCAAACUGCCAAAUACUGGUGGUUGCAUGCCCUCUUACGGAGGAAACCCAUCACAUCAUCAAUAGAGAGGUCAUUAAUGCUCUUGGUCCCAAGGGUUAUCUUAUUAACAUUGGGCGAGGUAAGCAUGUUGAUGAACCAGAGUUGGUCUCUGCUUUGCUUGAAGGACGUUUGGGCGGGGCUGGAAUAGAUGUUUUUGAAAAUGAGCCUCAUGUUCCAGAAGAGCUAUUUGGGCUGGAAAAUGUUGUCUUGUUACCUCAUGUUGGAAGUGGCACUGUAGAAACUCGAACUGCAAUGGCUGACCUUGUCCUUGGAAACCUUGAAGCUCAUUUCCUUGGAAAGCCACUGUUAACUCCCUUGGUUUAAUCUCAUAGAACUACCAAGAUUGAAUUGCAUGCAUUAUUUACCUUAUCACCGUUUAAUAAUUCGUGAUAUGGAAAUUCAUGAUUGUUGGAUGAGAGCUUCCUGAUAUCCAUAUCAGUGCCCUUCCAAUUGUAAAGAAUGAUUUAGUUCAUCUUUAUUGUGACGCUUAAACAAAGAUUAUCAAUCUUGAUUCGCUGAACUUUAGCAUAUUUGAUUAUUAUUCAAAAUUUAUCUCUUAACAAAGAGAGUGGUAUCU
Abrus precatorius (Indian licorice) is the source of this 1297-nucleotide messenger RNA. Its product is annotated as glyoxylate/hydroxypyruvate reductase A HPR2-like. Lineage: Eukaryota; Viridiplantae; Streptophyta; Magnoliopsida; Fabales; Fabaceae. Gene Ontology annotation, cellular component: cytosol. Gene Ontology annotation, molecular function: glyoxylate reductase (NADPH) activity; NAD binding; hydroxypyruvate reductase [NAD(P)H] activity. The transcript is spliced from 2 exons. The coding region runs from base 103 to 1044 and encodes 313 amino acids. The record is from RefSeq and is a predicted model, not a curated record.